UUAUAAAGCUGCAAUUUAUAUUCUGUCGUCAGGUGUAUGUUGAUAUAAGAGUCAUGUAAACUCUGUGUCUGGUUUUCAUUAUGGCAGGAGUCUUUACAGAUUUAACUGGUGCUGUUAGAAAUCUUUUCACCUCGACCGAGCAUAGCUACAACCUUGAAGAUGAGGUUAGAAUAGUACUAAUAGGAAAAACAGGAGUAGGCAAAAGUGACACCGGAAAUACGAUCCUUGGAAAGCAAAAGUUUAAGGCGGAAAACGCGUUGAUGUCCGUAACAAAAAAAUGCAAACUACAAGAAGCCGUUCGAGAAAAUAGGAAAAUCGUUGUUGUCGAUACACCUGGUCUUUUCGACACCUCAACCAAUCCUCAAGACACACAUCGAGAAGUAGCAAAGUGUAUUGGAUUAACAUCUCCUGGUCCACACUGUUUUCUACUUGUCCUAUCAAUGGGCAGAUUUUCCCCUGAAGAUAAAGAGUCUGUAGAAACGGUGUUUAAAUUAUUUGGAAAGGAUGUACAGAAGUAUGUUAUUAUUAUUUUCACGAAACUUGAUACCAUUUCAAAGAAAGGAAAGGUUAAAGAUAAGCUUGAAACAUACUUCGGAGAAAUGCCUGAGGCAUUAGCGGCACUCAUGACGCGUUGUGAGAAUAGAGUUAUUGCAUUCGAUAAUACAGCACCCUCAAAAAAAAGAAAAGAACAGUUUAAAGUACUGCUUCGUCUUAUUAGGGAAACUGUGACAAAAAAUGGCGGUCUUUACUACACAAGUGAAAUGUUUGAAGAAGCUGAAAAGAUCAUUCAGAUGGAAAUAGAAGAAGAAAUAUCAAAGCAAAAGCAGAAAGCCAUAGACGAAGAACAAAAGCUGAGACAGGAAAUAUCGACCGAAAAAGAAAAUGAGGUCAAACUAAAACUGGAAGAAGAACGAUCAAAAUUAGAUGAAGAUAUGAAAGAGAAAAUAAGGCAGUUAGAACAAAACGCCAUAGAACAGGAACAAAAAAUUAGACAGGAAAUGGCUGAUGCAAAAGAAAGCGAAAUCAAACAGAAGCUAGAAGAAGAGCAUAAAAAGCUAGAGAUCGAAAAAGAAAAAAUGAAAGAUAUGAUCAACAACCAACAAAGAUACGACCUUCGAACAACUAUUAGACAAAAAAUAGAGGAUGAAGAUGAACCUUCGACUGGGAAACUCUUGCAAGGUCUUUCAGGUGUUUUAUCUGGAGUUGUAGCACCAGCAAUUAAGUUUUUCAUAAAAUAAUAAUAAUUUAGUAAUUAUUCAGAAAUAAUUCAUACACAUGCGUAGCAAAUAUAACCAGGUUAUGUUGCACAAAUGUAAAAAAAAACAGGUAAACAUACAAUUGUGUUGCAACGGCAACUAAUGAACUUUAUUUUCUUUCAAAUAGUUUUCGAUAAUUUCGCGAUUACCUUGUAACGUCAGAUUUCAAAAUAGAAUAAUACAUUUGCACGUAAUUAGGAUAAAUUGAGGUCAUAGUUAGUUAGCCCGGUUAGUUAUAUGAAUUAAAAUCGUUUCACAUUCACAUGUAUAUACAAGACUUUUAUUUUGGUUUACAGUUAAGUGAUUAAUUUCCAUAAGAACUAUAGCCCAUUUAACUUAUAGUUGUAAGACUAACAUGAUCGAAUUCUGAAAAGUACUGCCAUUUGGGGAUUGAAUUAAAAAAAUUGCGAUGGCACGAUGAUUUUUAUGAAUGAAAUUCAAAAUUACGUAAUUAAGUAAGAGUUUUAAAAAGCAGCAAACCAGUAAAAAGUAUUACAUAAAUACCGAACUCUAAGGCAAAUUCAAAAAGGCGGAGGUCCAUAAAAACUGACAAAAUCAAACGCUAUCAAUCAAAGGAACAAGUGAAAAACAACUGCCCUAUUCAUGACUAUGUAAAGACAGUAAAUUAUUUAAUCGGUAAUCUAGAACUGACGAUACUGCACAGACAGAGGACAUAUUAGGGUAUAGAGAUUUGCUGAGAGAUACUGACAAAUAAUAACUAUAUACGAAUAAGAUCAAAUAAUACUGUAUUGACAAAUAUUUCGGCAUAACAAAGAGUCAACAUUUAAACAAAAUGCAACAUACAUUACAUAAGAAAGUCCUUUAGUAUAAAAUAUAUUCUCACGAUUGAAACGAUCACUGUUUUGUGUUUAUUUAAUAUCAUGAUAGACUAAACCAUGGAGAUAUUCUAUGCAUGUAAAGGUAUGUUGAUAUAUAGUUACGUCAAUGAUACAACUCAAGCAUACCAAACAGGUUUUUAAUGUGUUAACCUCUAUCUGCUUACUUAAUUUGUAAUAUAGAAACUCAUUCUAUAUUGCCAUAAGUUUAAUUUUAUUGCUUGUGUUGAUGGUCACUCCUUAAAUAAAACCUUUUUGAUAC
Mytilus californianus (California mussel) is the source of this 2354-nucleotide messenger RNA. Its product is annotated as GTPase IMAP family member 4-like. The record is from RefSeq and is a predicted model, not a curated record. Gene Ontology annotation, molecular function: GTP binding. Lineage: Eukaryota; Metazoa; Mollusca; Bivalvia; Mytilida; Mytilidae. The transcript has 2 exons. Bases 81 to 1238 code for a protein of 385 amino acids.